This is a messenger RNA of Schizophyllum commune H4-8, 450 nucleotides long. RefSeq lists its product as uncharacterized. The record is from RefSeq and is a predicted model, not a curated record. Lineage: Eukaryota; Fungi; Basidiomycota; Agaricomycetes; Agaricales; Schizophyllaceae. Bases 32 to 349 code for a protein of 105 amino acids. The transcript has a single exon.
UACAUCCCUCAAGACGCUGCUUGCCUUUUUUAUGCCUAGAGAAAGGACCGAUACAACCCUUCGCCGGGCCAGGCAACGCGUCGAAGGCGCACAAGCACUCGAGGCCGUUCGCCACCAUGCGAAGCGGAAAACGCACAAAGCGAGCCACCCUCAGAACAAGCAGCCUGAAUUGGAGGCGAAGUCUCAGCCUCUGAGCGAGAUAGAAAAACUGUACAGUACCUGUACAGUGCCAGACCACAUUCCUACCGAUCUGGAUACUCCGGAGGUGGCAGGGGACUCCACCCGAGGGCGCAGAACGCCAGUCAUUACAGCUACUGCCAGAGCCAUGCCAUCCCGCAGGGCACCGUGAUUUUACCGGGUGCUCCGAUUACCUCGCAUAAUGGAACGGAACGUCGUAUGAAUCAGAGCGAGAAAAUGUCGGACGCCGCGCGGCACACAUGGCCGAGUUUG